AUGCCUGAUACUAUCCCUUGCACUCAGAUUUGGCGCAGGGAUUUUAAUGCCUUGCAACUCCCAUUUGGACAUGCAGGGUGCAAGCAGUUUUUCAAGAUGGGUGCAGGGUGCACAAAACAUAUCUUGUCAGCCCAUCCUGUGAUAUCUUCCCCGCCACCAGAGCAGGACAUCGACAUUGAUGUCCCAGAUGUCCUGUUGCAAGAACUUGAAAAUCAGUACAACGGAUGUCCAUGUGACGCCCAUGGUCAUUUUCUCAAUGAUAAUGUGCUGCCGCCAUCUCAUGAACCUCAAUCUCCAAAUGACUGGACGCCAUUCCAUAACUGCACCAAAUUCAAAACUGCUGAUUUGUUCUACACUCAGAACCCAACACCUGCCUGGAAAAUUGACACGCACCUUGCCUUAUGGGCGUCUACCUUGCUCAAACAUGACCAUCGAGAUCUCUAUGCAACGAUUGACACGAUACCAUUGGGAGAGGUCAAGUGGGAGAGUGAGAAGCCUGAGGGUACCUAUCCGCCCUGGAUGGACAGUGCCUUUGAUGUAUGGUACCAAGAUCCACAUCAAGUGGGCUGCAACAUGCUGGCAAACCCCGAUUUCACACAUGAGACGGACUUUCGACCUUAUCAAGAGAGCACCGCUAUGGAGGACUUCAUGUCUGCUGACUGGGCAUGGGAUCAAGCAGACACCAUUUCUGAGGAUCCAGAUACAAUGGGCGCCACCUUCAUUCCUGUCAUCCUCAGAAGUGACAAAAUGACAGUCUCUGUAGGAACCGGGAACAACGAAUAUUACCCGCUCUAUCUGUCCAUUGGGAACAUCCACAACAAUGUCCUGGCAGUGCUGCACCGGAAUGCAGUCGCAGUCAUUGGCUUUCUUGCCAUGCCAAAGAGUGAACUUAGGCCCAGAAUGAUGAAACCUGAGGUUGCAAAAUUCGGUGAUGGGCAUUUCCAGCGCAUCAUCUAUGGCCUUGGACCUUACAUUGCUGACUACAAAGAACAAGUUCUGCUGGUGUGUAUUGUGCGAUGCUGGUGUCCACGAUGUAUGGCACCAAAUCAUGAUCUUGAUGCAGCUGGCACACUUCCUCAAUGUCAAGAGUAUACAGAAGAACUUGUUGACAUGGGGACAUAUUUGGAACCAUGGGAUGAGUUUGGAGUUGUAGCAGAUCUCGUCCCGUUCACUAAUGAUUUUCCUCGCGCUGAUAUUUGCCAGCUGAUCGCACCCAACAUCUUACAUCAGCUCAUUAAAGGCAUAGACAAUUCGAAAGCGCUUAUGAAGGUUUAUAUUGCAGCCAUUGAGGGACAUGUCCCAGUGGAUAUUGUAUGCACGUUCUGUGCAUUUCUCAAAUUUUGUUACAUUGUACGGAAUAAUGCUAUAACCGAGCACAUGCUGGAGAAACUGCAAGAUGCUGUUUGCCAUUUCCAUCAUUAUCGCAAGAUUUUCCUGGAAAGUGAUACUAUAUCUACAUUCUCUCAUUACCUGCAGCUCAUCCGACUCUUUGGCGCUCCAAAUGGACUCUGCUCGUCUAUUACAGAGAGCAAACACAUUAAGGCUGUUAAAGGUCCGUGGAGGCGAUCGAGCAAAUAUCAAGCACUCAGUCAAAUGCUUGUCACAAAUCAAUGGCUCAAUAAACUCACUGCCACACAAGUCGACUUCACCAGCCGUGGGAUGUUAAAUGGAACUUGCCUUUCAGCAGCCCUUGAAGCCCUUUACGAAAACCUCAAUGUGUCAGUUCCUGAAGAUGAUAUUGACGGUGUGGAUCAUGGCCCGACAAUUCUGCAAAUGAAGCGUGCACGCACCGUUUUGGCUCUUGCUGAAGAGCUGAAUAUCCCCCAUCUACCUGAGAUGGUCUACUGCUUUCUCUUCCAACAGACAUGUCCGGAUGAUCCACAAGAUGCAUCAGAAAUUCCUAUCGCAGGAUGCCCUCAAUAUGAGGGCAAAAUAUCGGUAUUCAACUCUGCAUGCUCUCGGUUCUAUGCCCCAAGCAACCUAAGUGGGAUCGGUGGAAUGCGUAUCGAGCACAUUCGUGCUUGUCCCAUGUGGCGGAAUGAGGCCCCUUGUUAUGACUGUGUUUUCGUCAAUAUUGGGUCAGAAGAUGUGGGCAUUCGAGGACUUGAAGUUGCGAGGAUUUGUAUAUUCUUCUCAUUCAAUUAUGGAGGAAUAACUUACCUGUGUGCUGUCGUGUGCUGGUUCGAUAUCAUUGGAGACUCGCCCGAUGAAGAUACUGGGAUGUGGAUGGUCCGUCCGGCCUGCGGCACUAACAAUGCACCUAUCUACAACAUCAUACAUGUCAAUUCGAUCUAUCGUGUGGCUCACCUUAUUCCCGUCUAUGGCAGACGAUUUCUUCACCACGGUAUCAAUCUACAUAACUCAUAUGACAGUUUUCAUACAAUCUAUGUCAAUCAAUAUGCUGAUCAUCAUGCUUUCGAGCUCGCAUCAUAG
Molecule: messenger RNA, 2433 nt
Organism: Suillus paluster
Lineage: Eukaryota; Fungi; Basidiomycota; Agaricomycetes; Boletales; Suillaceae
Exons: 13
Coding region: 1-2433 (810 amino acids)
Source: RefSeq, a predicted model, not a curated record